AUGGCGGCGAAACCUCCAAAGGACCCAUUACUCGUGGUCCUAGGCGCCACAGGCACUGGCAAGUCUCAGCUUGCUGUCGACCUGGCAAAAAGAUUCAAUGGUGAGAUCAUCAACGGCGAUGCCAUGCAGAUGUACGAUGGUCUACCCAUCAUCACGAACAAGAUCACGAUCGAAGAGCAGCAAGGAAUUCCACAUCAUCUGCUUGGCUUUAUUGCGCUGAACGAGGAGCCAUGGAGAGUGGGCUUGUUCAAGAAGAAAGCGGGACAGAUCAUAAGGGAGAUUCGAUUGAGAGGGAGGCUGCCGAUUGUGGUUGGAGGGACACACUACUACACGCAGUCUCUGCUGUUCGAGGACUCGCUGUUGGGGAAACCGGACGAGAGGGAGGAGCAAGACAGUACGGUAUAUUCAAACGAAGAGGUUUUAGAGAAGUUUCCGAUUCUUGGAGGGCCUACAGAAAUUAUGAUCGAGCGUUUGAGGGAGGUGGAUCCUGUGAUGGCGGAUCGAUGGCACCCGAAGGACAGACGAAAGAUCCGACGGUCUCUGGAGAUAUUUCUGACAACUGGGAGGAAAGCGUCGGAGCUCUACGCCGAACAGAAGAAGCGAAAGCUUCAUGGGGACGUCGAGAACGGUAAUUCUACAAAUGUCGUGGGCGAUGGUUCGACCCUCUUAUUCUGGGUACACGCCAGGUCAGAGACUCUGAAACAACGGUUGGACACUCGAGUUGACAAGAUGAUCGAUGCUGGCCUUCUGGACGAAGUCAAAUUGAUGGCGGGUUUUCUAAAGGUGCAUUCACAAGCAGGAAGUCCAGUAGACCGAACUCGCGGCAUCUGGGUCUCAAUCGGCUGGAAAGAAUUCGAAGCUUAUCUUAAGGCUUUUGGGACCGGAACUACUUCUCAAGAGGAUCUGCUGAAGCUUCACGAUCUAUCUAUUGAGCAAACGAAGGCCGCUACUCGCCAAUACGCAAAGCGUCAAGUCCGAUGGAUUCGUCUGAACCUGAUGACAGCUUUAUCGGACGAGAAUGCUCUGAAUAAGCUGUACCUGCUCGAUGGAACAGACAUCAGUCGAUGGACAGAGGUUGUCUCAGACCCUGCCAUCGAUGUUGCUGCCAGAUUCUUAGAAGGCAGCGAGCUGCCUCCUCCUUAUGAGCUGUCUCAGGCAGCUCAAAAUAUUCUGGCCCCAACCGACGGUCUCGAUGAAAAACCUGACGUAUGGUUCCGUCAAGAAUGUGAGGUAUGCCAUAUGGUAGCCGUCAACAAUAUUCAAUGGCAGACUCACCUCAAAAGUCGUCGUCAUCGAGCGCUGGUCAAGAAGAAGCAGAAGAACGAAGCAAGCGGUAGGUCUUCCAAUCUGAAGGAUGAAAGCAUCUCAGCAGAGGAUACGUCUUGA
Molecule: messenger RNA, 1386 nt
Organism: Hyaloscypha bicolor E
Lineage: Eukaryota; Fungi; Ascomycota; Leotiomycetes; Helotiales; Hyaloscyphaceae
Product: mitochondrial putative tRNA dimethylallyltransferase
Exons: 2
Coding region: 1-1386 (461 amino acids)
Biological process (GO): tRNA modification
Cellular component (GO): mitochondrion
Molecular function (GO): ATP binding; tRNA dimethylallyltransferase activity
Source: RefSeq, a predicted model, not a curated record